Molecule: messenger RNA, 2335 nt
Organism: Oncorhynchus tshawytscha (Chinook salmon)
Lineage: Eukaryota; Metazoa; Chordata; Actinopteri; Salmoniformes; Salmonidae
Product: germ cell-less protein-like 1
Exons: 15
Coding region: 442-1953 (503 amino acids)
Biological process (GO): germ cell development
Molecular function (GO): protein binding
Source: RefSeq, a predicted model, not a curated record
GUCCACGUUGGCAUAUCGCCACUACUACAGUAGAUGGCAAUAAUACGCAGAGGCACAUUAUAGUUAGCACGCUAGAAGAAGACAUGGACCUAGCUAGCCUGUGGACUCUAAUCUGCAUUGUUGUAUGAAUAAUUGAAAGACAACUUGGAAUGUGUUCUUGAGAUAUCCUUUGAAACAUUCAUAAUGAUGCUCCAGCUAUUGGUAGAUCGGAUUUGGCCGGAUUCGCGUUAGCGCCGUAAUAUCUUCUUGUCUUUGUUCAAUACUUUUAAACGCAACAUAGCUGAUAAGGCUUGUUGUUUACUUCUAGUAACUUGUCACUGUUGCUCUGGCUAGCAAACUAGGCCACCUAAUUGACAACACAACUUGCUAACCGACCAGUUAACCUUGUGCGUUGUAGAUACAUCAGAUCAUUUUGUUUUGUGUGUAGUGUGCAGGGGAGAGAUGGGCACCCAGGGCAGCCGGUUACAUACCUCCUCCCAGGAUCCUGAGGAAGCAGUUGAGACUACAUGUGCCAGUGGCAAGCAUGGAUGUGAAUGCAGAAAGAGGAAACGGACUGCACACUGCGACUGCGACAGUGAGCCUGAUGAAGAAGACGCCUUAUUGGACACACCACGGAGGAAGAAGCUGAAAAGCACAUCUAAGUACAUCUAUCAGACCUUGUUCCUGAACGGGGAGAACAGUGACAUCCGUAUCUGUGCCCUGGGGCAGGAGUGGAACCUGCACAAAGUGUACCUGUGCCAGUCAGGGUAUUUCUCCAGCAUGUUCAACGGCUCCUGGAAGGAGUCCAACAUGAUGGUCAUUCCAUUAGAGAUCCCAGACCAGAACAUCGACACAGAGGCUCUGCAGGUAGUGUUUGGAUCUCUGUACCGGGAUGAUGUUCUGAUCAAGCCCAGCAGGGUCGUCAGUAUCCUAGCAGCAGCUUGUAUGCUCCAACUGGAUGGUCUGAUCCAGCAGUGUGGUGAAACCAUGAAGGAGAACGUUGGUGUCAAAACUGUGUAUGUCUACUACUCCUCUGCCAGCAUCUACGGCCUUGACUCUGUCAUGAAGAAGUGUCUAGAAUGGCUCCUCAAUAACCUCAUGACCCAUCAGAAUGUUGACCUCAUGAAGGAGCUGGGAGUGGAUGUGAUCGAACUGCUGAUCCAGUCGUCUGACCUAUUCGUCAUGCAGGUGGAGAUGGACGUCUACACCGCUCUGAAAAAGUGGAUGUUCCUGCAGCUCAAUCCAUCCUGGGACGGUCCCAUCAAGCAGCUGCUGGCUGAUGCCGACGCCUGGCUUUGCAAACGCAGGACUGAGAUGGGAGAGGAGGAGCCCUUUUUAAAAGCAGAGGACGGCGCCCCCUUUACUCCUGUCUUUAGACAUGUGCGCCUUCAAUACAUCAUCAAUGACUUGGCUUCCGCACGUAUCCUGGAGAGAGACAACAUUCUCCCACCCGAUUGGCUGACCUCCGUGUACAAGAGCCAGUGGUUUGCCAUGCUACGGACAGAGCACGACAAUGACAAUGGCCCACAGGAUGCCAACAAGGAGGAGUUUGAGUCAAGUAGUAUGCGAUGUGGCAGGAAACUGACCAAAGAUGGUGAUUACUGUUGGCGUUGGACAGGCUUCAACUUUGGCUUUGACCUGCUGGUGACCUACACCAACCGCUUCAUAGUGUUCAAGAGGAAUACACUGAGCCAGCCAUGUGGGGGAGCUGUGAGUAUGCAGCCUCGGAGGCAUCUAGCAUACCGGUUACGCCUGGCUUCCUUUGAUAACAGUGGUAAGCUGGUGUGUAGUCGAUCCACUGGUUACCAGCUACUCACCCUGGAGAAAGACCAGGAGUAUGUGGUGAUGAACCUGGACAGUCGGCUGUUGUCCUUCCCCCUCUACGUGUGCUGUAACUUCCAGUACACAUCUCCUCAUAUGGACCGCUGUCCUGAUUCCCCUGAACCAGAGAGCAGCGCUCAUAGUGUAUCCUGAUGCCAGCUCCACACCCUCAGCCCAGUUCCCUUACCACUCCCCUUUAUAAUAUAGGCUAAUCCUAUCCUUGCCCCACACCCGCAUCUUCCAUGGCCCCUCUCUGACAUCCUGGCCUCAAGCUUGUGGCCCACAGCUUCUACCCCCCCAAACACAACCCUGGCAUCUGCAUGCUCUAUAGCUCAGUCUAGUGUGUUUUGGGAUACGUUGUUAGUUUAAAAAAUAUAUUUUUAAUUCUUUGGCUUUCAUUUUAUAAUAUUUUUUUAUAACAUUCAUACAUUUUUUGUAUUAUUUAUUUAACAUUUUUUUAAAGAAAAAGUGAAGAAGAAAAAAAAAACUUAACCUGCCAAUAAAUUGUCCACACCAGUGGGCUGUGGUGCUAUCA